UUCGCUUUUAAUCAAGUUAAUUCGAUUCCAAACAGUGUAAAACAUACUCUCCGUGUAGGCCUUUCACGGUAGAAGUCUAACUGAGGAACUUCCAGUCACACGGGAUUACAAUGCUUUUAUUUUGUAAAGACAAUCUCACUACUUUUCGUAAUGCUCGCGCUGACUCUGACGAACUUUACCAGUGUCUUUCAGCAUCUUCUAAACAUUAGCUUGUUGUGUUUUAGCCCAGCUGGUUAAAUUGUUGCGGUACUAGUUAACCCUGGUGACCUAUGAGCCGCAAAAGAAACCACAGCUUUGUUGAAACCAGCCUGAGUCCGGAGCUUCACGGCGGCUUUAUGGAGCCUCCGGGCUCGACGAACCGAGCCGACGGCGACUCGGCGGAGCUGGAGCCGGACGAGGAGCUGCUGUGUUCGGUCAGCGACAUCACAGAGCACCUGGGCAGGAACAUCGCGGCCGUGCUGGACUCGGCGCUGUCCGAGAUCCGACAGACGGUCAGCGUCCGGAUCCGGCUGCUCAAGCUGGAGCUCCGCCAGAAAAGCGAGGAGAUCGAAGCGUUGAAGGCGAGACUGGAGGCGGUCCAGACGGUCCCGGAGCCGCCUGAAGCCGGAUUCAAGAACAAACACAACAACCCGGACCCGAGGAGAGCCAAAGCAGGCCUGCCCUGCGUCAAGAAGGAGAACAUCGACGCCAUCUGUGACUUUCUGAUGAAAGAUAAGAACUCCAGAGGAGGCGCGGACGGGGACAGGGAGACUCGUCACGAUCAGGACUCCCUCCAGCUUUGGCCGGACAGCGGCUUGGCGGGGUCCGGGUCCGGGUCCGGAUCCGGGCACGGAGAGUCCGAGUCCGCCGCUGAUGACAUCUUCAGCAUGCUGCCUUCUGGAAGCAAACGGAUCUACGACUAUGAAUGGAUCACACCCAUGGAGUAUUCCUCAGAGAUGAAAGUGAUGACGGAUCCUGAGUGCAACAGCACCCCACUCGACGAAACGGAAGACGAUGAUGAAGAGGAAUCAUCAACAAGGGAAGGAGGUGGACUAGACCAGGACCAUGUACCAAUGUCACAUGUCCAGUCCCCCGCGUUCUCCAUGGAGCCGCAGAGUUCUCCGGGCGAAACCGAGUGUCCACUGGAGGUCAAGACAGACAGGCUGGAGGCAGGCCAGCAGUUUCCCAGCCACACUUACAUCUGCUCCCUUUGUGGGACCUUCUGCCCCGAUUCUCUGUUCCUGGAAGAACAUGUUAAACUGAUACACUCAGACAGUCCUGGAGUUCAGGCCCUCCAAGCCCUUCAGUCCACCUCCUCGGCUGCAUCCAACAUGGGGGAUGGCAGCAGGGACUCCACGAGGAGCUCAACCCACCAGAAUGAGGCCGGCGUGGGACCAGGGAACGGCAUUGGUGCAGGUCGGGGAGGGGGGCCGGUUAAAAGACAGAUUAAGAUUCAAGGUGGCUAUGAGUGUGCAGACUGUGGGCGCCAGUUUAACUACCUUGGAAACCUGCGGCAACACCAGCGAAUCCAUACGGGGGAGAAGCCCUUCAUUUGUCCGGAGUGUGGGGAGAGGUUCCGCCAUGCAGCCCGUUUAAAAAGCCACCGGCUGGUCCACAGUGGGGCCCAAAGUCCGUUCCCCUGUCCCCAAUGUGGGAAGGGGUUCUCAGUGCUGUCCGGUCUGAAGAGACACCAAAGGGUGCACACUGGCGAAAGCCCCUAUGCUUGUUCACAGUGUGGCCGACGUUUUAAGGAGCUGGGAAACUUGUACACUCACCAGAGGAUACACAGCGGGGCCACACCAUACUGCUGCCAGCAGUGUGGACGGAGCUUCCGCCACCUCGGCACCUAUAAGAGCCACCGCUGCACUCCGACACAGGAUCCAGCCCAUUGACAACGGGUACCCUCCAGGGUCCAGAGUAUUGGCUACGUGCUGUCUGUGGCGAGGUGUGCGGGUGAUACUGCGAGGCAAUCCAACCUUUCAUCUUCUGAGACUUUCAUGAUCUUUUAUGAUGUCUGUACAAGACAGAGACAGGCAAUUUGGACAGUCUAAGACAGAACCUUCAAGAGUUAAGCAAGAAAGAACAUGGGUAGUUCAGAGGUUGAGGGCAUUGGAACCCUAAAACCAAGACUCUUUAGCAUGUGUACAUUGCAUCCGGAAAGUAUUCACAGCACCUCACGUUUUCCACAUUUUGUUAUGUUACAGCCAAAAUGGAGUAAAUUCAUUUUUUUCCUUUCAAAAUUCUACUCACAACAUCC
Messenger RNA from Thalassophryne amazonica, 2236 nucleotides. RefSeq names its product zinc finger protein 16 like (gene znf16l). The coding region runs from base 270 to 1871 and encodes 533 amino acids. The transcript has 3 exons. Gene Ontology annotation, molecular function: DNA-binding transcription factor activity; RNA polymerase II cis-regulatory region sequence-specific DNA binding. The record is from RefSeq and is a predicted model, not a curated record. Lineage: Eukaryota; Metazoa; Chordata; Actinopteri; Batrachoidiformes; Batrachoididae. Gene Ontology annotation, biological process: regulation of transcription by RNA polymerase II.